AAAUAAAGCUUUUUUAAAAGACAAAAGUAAUCAAUGGAGAGCAUAGAUAGUUAUAAUUAUGAUGAAAUUGAUCUAGACCAAUUGAUGUUACCUCCUCCUCCAUUAAUUCAAUAAAAUGCAUACAUUGAAGAAGAAGAAGAAGAGACACCAUAAUUUAUACUUACAACUUAAACUGAUUUAUCUUAUAAGGAGGAGGAAUGUCCCAUAUGUUAUUGUCAUCUAAAUGAAGAAAAUACUGUAAAAUUAUUGUGUGGGCAUGUUUUAUGUUCAAAUGAUUUAAAUCAUUUAAUCUCGAUAUAACAUUCAUAAACCUUAAAAUGUCACAUAUGUAGAACUCUCUAGAUAGUAAAUUAAUCUUUUAUUUGUAUUAAAUGA
This is a messenger RNA of Paramecium sonneborni, 375 nucleotides long. Lineage: Eukaryota; Ciliophora; Oligohymenophorea; Peniculida; Parameciidae. The record is from the annotation of a GenBank genome assembly.